Monosiga brevicollis MX1 is the source of this 1065-nucleotide messenger RNA. RefSeq lists its product as uncharacterized. Gene Ontology annotation, cellular component: GMP reductase complex. Gene Ontology annotation, molecular function: GMP reductase activity. Lineage: Eukaryota; Choanoflagellata; Craspedida; Salpingoecidae. The coding region runs from base 1 to 1065 and encodes 354 amino acids. The transcript has 7 exons. Gene Ontology annotation, biological process: nucleotide metabolic process. The record is from RefSeq and is a predicted model, not a curated record.
AUGCGGAUCGAGGAGGAUAUCAAGCUCGAUUUCAAGGACGUGCUCAUCCGGCCCAAGCGCUCGACACUCAAGAGCCGCUCCGAGGUGACGCUGGAACGCACGUACAAGUUUUUGCACAGCAAGCAAGAAUGGACCGGCGUUCCAAUCAUCGCGGCGAACAUGGACACCACGGGCACCUUUGAAACUGCUGCGGUGCUGGCUGAGCAGGGUCUCAUUACGGCGGCUUCCAAGCACUACAGCAGCUCCGCGUGGGUGGAGCAGCCAGCCGAGGUGGUCAAGCAUAUGGCCGUGUCCUCGGGCAUUUCUGACAGCGACUUUGAGCGCCUGAGCGAGACGCUCAAGACCCGCCCAGACAUUCCCUUCAUCUGCCUUGAUGUGGCCAACGGUUACAGCGAAGCCUUUGUCCAAUUUGUUCGCCGCGUUCGCCAAGCGUUCCCCAACAAAACCAUCAUGGCCGGCAACGUGGUCACGCAGGAAAUGGUCGAGGAGCUCAUUCUUUCGGGAGCCGACAUUGUCAAGGUUGGCAUUGGUCCGGGUAGCGUCUGCACCACUCGCAAGCAAACCGGCGUCGGGUAUCCGCAAUUGAGUGCCGUGAUCGAAUGUGCCGAUGCGGCACACGGUCUGGGCGGCCUGGUCAUUUCGGAUGGCGGCUGCACUUGCCCAGGCGAUGUGAGCAAAGCCUUUGGAGCCGGUGCUGAUUUUGUCAUGCUGGGAGGCAUGCUGGCUGGCCAUGACGAGAGUGCCGGCGAACUCAUUGAGCGUGAUGGCAAGUUUUACAAGCAGUUUUACGGAAUGAGCAGUGACACUGCAAUGAAGAAGUAUCACGGAUCAGUGGCAGAAUACCGCUCGUCCGAGGGCAAGACAAUUGAGCUGCCGUAUCGUGGCCCAAUCAAAGCCACCAUUCUCGACGUGCUGGGUGGGCUGCGCAGCUCAUGCACCUAUGUGGGUGCCAGUACGCUCAAGGAAAUCUCAAAGCGCACCACCUUUAUCCGCGUUACCCAGCAGGUGUGUCCAGCUGUGCAUGUUCUCUGCUCCUGUUUGUUCUCUCACACAUGCCUGCGGUGA